AUGGGUUCUGAAAUUUGUUGAUUGGAAGUGAAGAAUGGAUUGAUUAAGCAGAAAGCAGAGGGUGCAAACAUUCGUAGCUUCAUUUUUGGGAUAUACAUAUACUCCACCACGACACGACACGACACGACACCUCAUCUCUGACGCUGGGUAUAUCUCUCCUCUUGAACUUUUCUCAUUUAAAUCUCUUUGACGAUCAUUCUCGUGGGUUGAUUAAAGUCUCCAUAACUUUUAUGGGCUAUUGCUUCGACAACUGUUGCUCUCAACAAUGGUGGUCCUUGGAAUUUAACGAAGAAUUGAAGUCGAGGUUGUUUUGGGGACGAGACAGGGUUUCAGGACUCUGUUUCGUUUCGUGGUAAUGGAGGAGAUAGGGUUUGUUCUUGUGUUGUUGUUGAGAGCGGCAUGGCUUGCUGGGACAUUGCUGAUACUUAUCGCUGUGAUACCCUCGUCUCGGUUUAAUUCGUUUCAUGAAUGUUUGUUAGGGUUUGCUAAGAGAGGGAAGAUAUUGCAAUCCUCUUCAAAUAAAUUCACUGUACCUCAGAAAUUUUUCAGUCAUUUUUAUGUGUUGGCUGUGGUGUGGACAACAUUGUUGCUGGCCACAACUUGGUUUUAUGCAUAUAAAGAGGCACCAUUGGCCUUUGGGCCUUUACAAUACUCCACUAUUGUCAGCUACUUGACUGGGGGUUCGAAUAUCCUUUCUUUUCAUAAAUCUCAUUCUCAUCUGAGCACUGUAAAAUAUAGAUACAAGGUUUGGCAAUCUGUAUUUCUGCUCUUGUUGAUGGAAGUUCAAGCAUUGAGACGCCUUUGUGAGACAAUAUAUGUAUUCAAGUACAGUCCCUCAGCUCGGAUGCACAUUUUUGGCUACCUUGCUGGCCUAUUUUUCUACACAGCAGCGCCACUUUCACUUUGCUGUACAGUUGCACCGGAGGUAUUUACAUUUGCCGUAAAUCAGGUGGCUGAGUUCAUUGUUAAAGGAAAGAAUCAGAUCCCAGCCACUGAAUUUGAUUGGUGGCAAUUUGUGGGUCCUCUUAUGAAACUUAAAUGGAAUUCAUGGAUUGGAAUGGCUAUAUUUUUUGGGGGUUGGAUUCAUCAGCGCCAUUGUCAUGCAAUUCUUGGUUCAUUGCGGGAGAACCUAGAACAAGCUGAUGACUAUGUAAUCCCUUACGGCGAUUGGUUUGAAUAUGUUUCUUCUCCACACUACUUGGCUGAGAUUGUUAUAUACGGUGGUCUUGUGGUUGCUAGUGGUGGUGCAGAUCUGACAAUCUGGUUACUCUUUGGAUUUGUGGUGGCAAAUCUUGUAUUGGCAGCGGCAGAAACACAUAGGUGGUAUCUCCGUAAAUUUGACAAUUACCCAAAACACCGAUUCGCCAUUAUUCCAUUUGUGUAUUAGUUCUUAGUCAACCUAGUCACUGAUUCUCAUGUAUUCCAAUCUAUACAAUGCUUAUGGUAGAAACACUUUGAGAUGUUUAUACACUGAAUGUAAUUGCUUAGAAGCUUUGUCAUAAAAGAUGUGAAAAUCUGAGUUUCAACU
Molecule: messenger RNA, 1528 nt
Organism: Camellia sinensis
Lineage: Eukaryota; Viridiplantae; Streptophyta; Magnoliopsida; Ericales; Theaceae
Product: 3-oxo-5-alpha-steroid 4-dehydrogenase family protein
Biological process (GO): polyprenol catabolic process; dolichol-linked oligosaccharide biosynthetic process
Cellular component (GO): endoplasmic reticulum
Molecular function (GO): 3-oxo-5-alpha-steroid 4-dehydrogenase activity
Source: RefSeq, a predicted model, not a curated record